UUGACCCGAUUUAAAUUGCACAAACACAAACCAUCUUCUUCUUUCGGCGCUGGUGCUGUGCUGUGUAUUUUCUUUCCACCUAUUACCAUGGCAGAAGCUUCGACGAGAAAGGCGAAAAGAAAGAACCGAACCCUUAAAACUCAGGACCUUGAACUCGACCGUUUCGACUCACUUCCAUGGAACUCUUCUCUUCCUCAACCCACUGAAAACGAUGACAACUCGUUUUCACUCUUUACUGGCUCCAAUGAACUCGAAGGAGGUUUUCUUUCACUGGAGGAGAUUGAUGAAGCUGAGUAUGGUUUAGAUAUUCCCGAUCCUGAAAAUCAUGACAGAAAGCACAAUUCUAAACAGGACAAGAAGUUGAAUAAUCAGAAGCAGGACGGUGCUUGUAGUGAUGGAGAAACAGUGAAGGAUGAGAGCACCAAGUCUAAAGUGAAGAAAAAGAAAAAGAAGAAAAGCAAGGAUGCAAAAGAAAACCAGAAAGUUCAACAUUCAAAUACUGGUGCAGCGGCUGAUGUGAAGGACACUGCUGGGGAAGAGAACAUUGAUGAAAAUGAAUAUUAUGCAUGGAACGAGUUGAGGCUUCAUCCUCUCUUAAUGAAAGCAAUACACAAACUGGGAUUCAAGGAACCAACACCGAUACAGAAAGCCUGUAUUCCGGCUGCUGCUCAUCAAGGGAAGGAUGUUAUUGGUGCUGCAGAGACGGGAUCUGGUAAAACACUUGCAUUUGGUUUGCCCAUUUUUCAACGUCUUUUGGAGGAGCGCGACAAGGCUGCAAAUAUGGAUUCAGAAAAGGGUGAAGAAGCAGAAAAAGUUGCUCCUACGGGCCUUUUGAGGAGUCUUAUUAUUGCUCCGACCAGAGAACUUGCACUUCAGGUCAAAGAUCAUCUGGAAAAAGUAGCUAAGCAUAUUAAUGUUAAGGUGACCGCUAUAGUUGGUGGUAUUUUACCAGAAAAGCAGCAAAGACUUUUAAAAGCAAGGUCUGAGAUUGUGGUCGCUACUCCAGGGAGGUUAUGGGAACUUAUGUCAUCUGGAGAAAAACACCUGGUUGAGUUACAUUCACUGUCUUUUUUUGUGCUUGACGAGGCUGAUCGAAUGGUACAAAAUGGUCAUUUUAAGGAGUUGCAAUCUAUAAUUGACAUGCUUCCCAUGUCAAAUAUCCCUGGUGAAGAUAAUUCUCAAGAUGCACAAAAUUGUGUUACAGUUUCUAGCUUCCAAAGAAAGAAAAGGCAAACUCUUGUUUUCUCAGCAACUGUCGCACUGUCCGCUGAUUUUCGCAAGAAGUUAAAGCGUGGUUCAAUGCAGAAAAAGCAACCAUCAACAGAUAGUUUGGAUUCUAUUGAAAAUCUUUCUGAGCGAGCAGGAAUGAGACCCAAUGCUGCAAUUAUUGAUCUUACCAAUCCAUCAAUAUUAGCAGCUAAGAUUGAAGAGUCCUUUAUUGAAUGCACAGAAGACAAUAAAGAUGCCCAUUUGUAUUAUAUUCUUACUGUCCACGGUCAAGGCCGGACAAUAGUUUUCUGUACGUCGAUUGCAGCUUUACGCCAUAUUUCUUCCAUAUUGCGCAUUCUUGGCACCAAUGUUUGGACUCUUCAUGCUCAAAUGCAACAGAGAGCGCGUUUAAAGGCCAUGGACCGCUUUCGCGAAAAUGACAACGGCAUACUUGUUGCUACAGAUGUUGCUGCAAGGGGUCUUGAUAUUCCUGGCGUCAGAACUGUUGUCCACUAUCAGCUUCCACAUUCAGCAGAGGUUUAUGUUCAUAGAAGUGGAAGAACAGCUAGAGCUUCUGCUGAAGGUUGUAGCAUUGCUUUAAUCUCCCCAAAGGAUACAUCAAAGUUUGCUUCAUUGUGCAAGUCAUUUUCAAAGGAUAGCUUUCAGCGGUUUCCUUUAGAGAACUCAUACAUGCCAGAGGUUCUAAAACGAUUGUCUCUUGCACGUCAAAUAGACAAGAUAACUAGGAAGGAUUCCCAGGAGAAGGCAGAAAAAAGCUGGUUUGAUCGGAAUGCUUGCUCAGUGGAUUUAGUCACUGAAAAUUAUGACAGUGAGGAGGAACAAGUUAAUAAAUGUAGGCAAAAGAAAGCCAGCUCUAAGCAAUUGAAGAAAUUGCAGAUGGAGCUCAGUAUGCUGAUUUCACGUCCUUUGCAAUCAAAAACAUUUUCACAUCGAUAUUUAGCUGGGGCUGGUGUAACACCCCUCUUGCAGGAACAAUUGCAACAAUUAACAAGGCAAAAACUAAGUGAUCGCCAGGGUGCAGUAUUCGGCAAAAAGGGAAAAUUGGUUGUGAUCGGUCAAGAUUGUGUAGACGCACUUCAUGCACUUCGGAGUGCUGGGGAAGAGGUGCGCAUGGAUAUCAAGGAUUCAACACGACAGAAAAAUACCGUGAAUUCAAAAAGAAAAAGAAAAGUGGAGAAAACACGUUUACGUGAUCAGCGUAAAAAGCAGAAGAGAAAGCAAAACCAGGAGGACGAGGAAGAAUAAAUUUUUAUUCAUAUAACUUAUACAUUAGGUGAAAUUUUACAACAUAAUUGUCACGAGUUACUGUAUUUUUUUAUGGCAGCGUCUGUUGUUUCUCCUGCCUUGUUUUAGAACAACGAAUUUUGUAUGAAUAUGUUAGCACACAGAUAUAGUUUCUAUUGUAGCAAUGUAAUUGUCAUCUUUGUUAGUUAUUUACUAAACUUGUGUUUGAUAUUGCGGUGAACCAUGA
Messenger RNA from Trifolium pratense (red clover), 2701 nucleotides. RefSeq names its product DEAD-box ATP-dependent RNA helicase 13. Bases 88 to 2475 code for a protein of 795 amino acids. The transcript is spliced from 15 exons. The record is from RefSeq and is a predicted model, not a curated record. Gene Ontology annotation, molecular function: RNA helicase activity; nucleic acid binding; ATP binding. Gene Ontology annotation, cellular component: nucleolus. Lineage: Eukaryota; Viridiplantae; Streptophyta; Magnoliopsida; Fabales; Fabaceae.